AUGGACGACUCGCUGGCACCCAUAGCGCUGCUGAUUGACUCGCUUCGUUCUCAGGAUCCCUCGCAGCGCCUCACCUCGGUGAAGAAACUCGCUGUGAUCAGCAAGGCCCUCGGCGAGGAGCGCACGCGCAGGGAGCUGAUCCCUUUUGUCAAUGAGAGUGUGGAUGACGAAGAUGAGGUUCUGCUGGCGCUGGCUGAGGAGCUAGGCGAGUUUGUGCCACUGGUGGGCGGUGCGCAGUAUGCGCACUUCCUUUUGGCGCCGCUCGAGGCUCUGGCCACGGUGGACGAGACAGUGGUGCGGGAGCGCUCCGUGGCCUCCAUCUGCAGCAUCACUGCGCAGAUGCCGGCGGGCAGUGUGCAAGAGCACCUGCUGCCCCUGCUCCAGAGGUUGGCCGGCAGGGAAUGGCCAGCACGAGUGUCGGCCUGCAAGCUGUUUGCCACGGCAUAUCCACCAGCACAGGAGCAAAACCGUGUCGAGCUUCGGGCAGCAUUCCUUAAACUGUGCCACGAUGAGACACCCAUGGUCCGGCGAGCAGCAGCACAGGCACUGGCGCCUUUUUCAGAGAUGCUGGAGCCGCAGCACAUAAGGGAGGACAUCCUUCCGGCGUUUGUGGAUCUUACUCGAGAUGACCAGGACAGCGUGCGGCUGAUUGCAGUGGAGGCAGCGGGGGCGCUGGCAAAGGUGCUGCCGCGGGAGGAGGUGGCAAACCCUGUGAUGCCAGCAGUGGUGCAGUGUUCCCAGGACAAGUCCUGGCGCGUGCGGUACAACGCGGUGCAGCAGCUGCCAGCCCUUGCGGAAGCAUUGGGGGCUGAGACUGCAAGCUCAGAGCUGCUGCCGCUCUACCUACAGCUGCUCAGAGACAAUGAACCCGAAGUGCGCACAGCAGCAACCGGCAAACUGUCGGCAUUCGCCAGGCUCCUCCCUGUGGCUGACGUCACCAGCCAGCUGCUGCCCCGCGUCAAGGAUAUUGGCGGCGAUGCCAACCAGCUGGUGCGGUCAGCCCUGGCGACGGUGGUCAUGGAGCUGGCGCCCAUCCUGGGCAAGGGCGACACAGUGGAGCAGUUGCUGCCGUUAUUCCUAAGCCUGCUGAAGGAUGACUGGCCGGAUGUCCGGCUGGCCAUCAUUGGCAAGCUGCAGGCCGUCAAUCAGGUGAUUGGCAUCGAGCUGCUGGCGCAGACGCUGCUGCCAGCGGUGGAGGACCUUGCAACCGACAAGCACUGGCGCGUGCGGCAGGCAAUCAUUGAGCAUACACCGAUGCUUGCGACACAGCUAGGGGCUGAGCUCUUCCAGCAGAAGCUGGGACGACAGUGCAUGCUUUGGCUGCAGGACCCUGUGUACAGCAUCAGGGAGGCGGCCAUUCAGGUGCUGCAAGCAGUGGGCAAAGAGUUUGGACCAGACUGGGCGCGCGAGCACAUUGUGCCCCAGGUCCUGGCCCUGAUGAACAGCGACAACUACCUGCACCGCAUGACAGUGUUGAGUGCCAUCGGCGCCCUGGCGGGGUCGGUGCACAAGGACGUGGUGCACAACAGCAUGCUUCCCGCCGUGGUGGCCUGCUCCAAGGACCGCGUGCCCAACGUGAAGUUCAAUGCCGCCAAGAUCCUGCAGCAGCUGGCGACGCUGUCCGACCCCCCCGCCAUCAGCCAGACAAUUCGCCCUUGUCUGGCGGAGCUUAGCACAGACAAGGACAGCGACGUGAGGUUCUUUGCUCAGAACGCUCUGGCGGUGUGCGGGGGACCAUAACCCUGCCCACCGGGUGUGCGGCAAUCACAGUUAUCCGUCAUCCCAACCAUGCCCUCUACAAAACAUCUUCAUUCCGUUGCCGCGGGUGCCUUGAAGUAAAAAAUUCAUGAACGCAAAGCUGCUGCUGCUGGGGCGGCGGCUGCUGCUGCUGCGGCGGCGGCGGCGGCGGCGGCGGCGGCGGCGGCACGUCCACGCUGCUCGUUUUCUCAUUCCUAUGGAAUUGGAAUCUAACGUGAAUGCUCACAGACAGGGCUCAAUUUGUUAAUAGAUAGAUG
This is a messenger RNA of Chlorella variabilis, 2015 nucleotides long. RefSeq lists its product as hypothetical. Gene Ontology annotation, cellular component: protein phosphatase type 2A complex; cytoplasm. Bases 1 to 1740 code for a protein of 579 amino acids. The record is from RefSeq and is a predicted model, not a curated record. Gene Ontology annotation, biological process: protein dephosphorylation. NCBI's taxonomy places the organism in Eukaryota, Viridiplantae, Chlorophyta, Trebouxiophyceae, Chlorellales, Chlorellaceae. The transcript is spliced from 15 exons. Gene Ontology annotation, molecular function: protein phosphatase regulator activity; protein binding.